AUGACUAUCAUUUGUGCGGCGGCGUUCCAUCCAUUUCCAGACCUCCCUGUCGAAAUUCGCAGUCGUAUCUGGGAUCUCACCGUCGAGCCCCGCACCAUCGAGGUGCGCGUGAUUUACCAUCAACCGAACCCAGCAGCCGACAAGGAAUCCGAUCCUGGCGUGCAGAUGGUGGACUGGGGAGUGAAGCAGCCGCCGCCGACGCGCCACCUGCGCUCGUUUACCCCGGCCCCGGCCCAACUGCAAACGUGUCGCGAGGCCCGUGAGCACCUGUCUACACAUUGUGAUACUAGAUCUCGAUACGAAAAGGCCUUUUCUGAGAUCACCACGACACCGUAUGACGGGUUCGACCCCGUGCCCGAGGGCGACCCGCAGCGGAAGCACUAUGUCUGGUUCAACUUUGAUAAGGACAUGCUCUCCGUUGGGGACACAGAGUUGAGCGACUUCCGGGCUGGACACCAACAGGCUCACCAAAUUCGCCGGUUACGGCUUGAGCGUGCCCUCUCGAACGAGUACUUUUCACGCAAAGAAUCGCUGUUGAUUAGUAGGCUGUUUAGGAAUGUUGCCGAGGUUCAUUUAAUCUGUUUGGAGGGCAUCAGGUCGGGUUACUCGAUCACAGAAGACAUGGAGUUUCCUUGUGGGCCCGAGAACGUCUACUUUGUUGACCCACAAGAGAUGGGCGGGAUGAUGAUGAACAGUGUUGACCUAGAUGCUAUGGUGAUCGGGGAGGGAGAAGACCUUUACGGGUCAGAGGAAGGGGGCUAA
Molecule: messenger RNA, 762 nt
Organism: Colletotrichum phormii
Lineage: Eukaryota; Fungi; Ascomycota; Sordariomycetes; Glomerellales; Glomerellaceae
Exons: 2
Coding region: 1-762 (253 amino acids)
Source: RefSeq, a predicted model, not a curated record